Messenger RNA from Staurois parvus, 406 nucleotides. Lineage: Eukaryota; Metazoa; Chordata; Amphibia; Anura; Ranidae. The record is from the annotation of a GenBank genome assembly.
CCACCUCCCACCCCCCAUCGAUCAACGGAAAGAGCCGAAGAUGUCGGCUUGGUCAUGUGAUCAGCUGUGUCCAAUCACAGCUGAUCGCUGAUCAUCAGGGCACUGAUGAUCAGUGUGCCCUGAUGAUCAGUGUAGCUCCAACAGUGCCACCUGUCAGUGUCCAUCAGUGCCAGCUGUCAGUGCUCAUCAGUGCCACCUGCCAGUGCCCAUCAGUGCCACAUCAAUGCCACAUAUCAGUGCCCAUCUGAGCUGCCUUUCAGCGUCACCUAUCAGUGCCAGUCAGUGCCACCUAUCAGUGCUGCCAAUCAGUGCCACCUAUCAGUGCCAGUCAGUGCCACCUAACAGUGCCAGUCAGUGCCGCCUAUCAGUGCCAUAUAUGAGUGCUGCCUUUCAGUGCCCAUCAGUG